CCUCCCUUUCUUUUUCAUGGCACACACCACAGCGAAGUCUGUGCGGAAUCCUAAACCAGCCCAAUUUACAUCCAUUCAUGAAUCUGUGACGUCAGCAAGCCUUCGGGCUCCUUUGCGGUGGGCUGGAGGAUUGUGUGGGUGGAAUCCCCCUCCCCUUUAUUUUUCUAAUUCCGCAAAGCUCUCUAAAUUAACCUUCCAUCUUUUUAAAGCAAGAAAAUGGAACAGCAUGUGUAGGAAUUCUUCAUUGUUGUUUUGGAGCCCUCUCUUCCAUCCAAACUCUGUCCCCUCACCCCUCUGAGUGCCACCUCAGGACGCUGGGCACACUCAUGGCACGAUGGCUGACCCUCAGGAGCACCUGAGCUGCUCCUCCUCGCCACACCUGCCCUUGAGUGAAAACAGAACCUUCAAUGGACUACAAGAUGAACUCUCACCUAUGGGGAGCCACCCUGCACCCCAGUUCCUUAAGGACCAGCAGGAGAAGGGGGUGGUGCCAACAGAGCCAACUGAGACCAUGAACAGCCCCAUCGCCACCACUGUGUUGACCAGCGUAAGUGAGGACUCCAGGGACCAGUUUGAGAACAGUGUUCUUCAACUACGGGAACAAGAUGAAUCAGAAAUGGCCGUGUCUCAGGGGAACAGCAACACAGUGGAUGUGGAGAGCACAAGUGGAACUGAAGACAUCAAGAUUCAGUUCAGCAGGUCGGGCAGUGGCAGUGGUGGGUUUCUCGAAGGACUGUUUGGCUGCUUAAGACCAGUGUGGAAUAUCAUUGGGAAGGCAUAUUCCACUGAUUACAAAUUGCAACAGCAAGAUACUUGGGAAGUGCCAUUUGAGGAGAUCUCAGAGCUGCAGUGGCUUGGUAGUGGCGCCCAAGGAGCUGUCUUCCUGGGCAAGUUCCGAGCGGAAGAAGUGGCCAUCAAGAAAGUAAGAGAACAGAAUGAGACGGAUAUCAAGCAUUUGAGGAAGUUGAAGCACCCUAACAUCAUCGCUUUCAAGGGUGUUUGUACCCAGGCCCCGUGUUACUGUAUCAUCAUGGAGUACUGUGCCCAUGGACAGCUCUACGAGGUUUUGCGAGCAGGCAGGAAAAUCACUCCUCGAUUACUAGUAGACUGGUCUACAGGAAUUGCAAGUGGAAUGAAUUAUUUGCACCUUCAUAAAAUUAUUCAUCGUGAUCUCAAAUCACCUAACGUUUUAGUGACUCACACAGAUGCAGUAAAAAUUUCAGAUUUUGGUACAUCCAAGGAACUCAGCGAUAAAAGUACCAAGAUGUCCUUCGCAGGCACAGUGGCAUGGAUGGCACCAGAGGUGAUCCGCAAUGAGCCUGUCUCUGAAAAAGUGGAUAUAUGGUCAUUCGGAGUGGUUCUUUGGGAGCUGCUGACAGGAGAGAUCCCUUACAAAGAUGUAGACUCUUCAGCCAUUAUUUGGGGUGUUGGAAGCAACAGCCUACACCUUCCAGUUCCUUCCACUUGCCCUGAUGGAUUCAAAAUCCUUAUGAAACAGACAUGGCAGAGCAAACCUCGCAACCGACCAUCUUUUCGGCAGACACUCAUGCAUUUAGACAUAGCAUCUGCAGAUGUACUUGCCACCCCACAAGAAACUUACUUCAAGUCUCAGGCUGAAUGGAGAGAAGAAGUGAAAAAACACUUUGAGAAGAUCAAAAGCGAAGGAACUUGUAUACACCGAUUAGAUGAAGAACUAAUCCGAAGGCGCAGGGAAGAGCUCAGGCAUGCUUUGGAUAUCCGUGAACACUAUGAGAGGAAACUUGAACGGGCUAAUAAUUUGUACAUGGAGCUCAGUGCCAUCAUGCUGCAGCUAGAGAUGCGGGAAAAGGAGCUCAUUAAGCGCGAGCAAGCAGUGGAAAAGAAGUAUCCUGGGACCUACAAACGACACCCUGUGCGUCCAAUAAUCCACCCCAAUGCCAUGGAGAAGCUCAUGAAGAGGAAGGGGGUGCCUCACAAACCCGGGUCGCAAACCAAAAGGCCAGAUCUGUUAAAAUCAGAGGGUAUCCCUAGUAUGGAGGUGGCUCCUGCUGCAUCCCCUUUGUCAGGCAGCCCCAAAAUGUCCACCUCAAGCAGCAAGAGCAGAUAUCGGAGCAAACCACGCCACCGCCGAGGAAAUAGCAGAGGCAGCCAUAGUGACUUCGCAGCAAUCUUGAAAAACCAGCCAACCCCGGAAAAUUCGCCCCACCCCACUUACUUACACCAGGCUCAAUCCCAGUACCCUCCUCCGCAUCACCAUGACCCUCUGCAGCAGCAAUACCAGCAACCCCCUCCUGCCGUGUCUCAGAGUCACCACCCCAGACUCAAUAUGCACGGACAGGACAUCACCACCUGCGCCAAUAACCUGAAGUAUUUUGGGCCAGCUGCAGCCCUGCGGAGCCCGCUCAGCAACCACGCUCAAAGACAGGUGCCGGGCUCCAGCCCCGACCUCAUCUCCACAGCCAUGGCAGCAGAUUGCCGAAGGAGUCCUGAGCCCGACAAGGGCCAAGCUGCCCGCUGGGGCUGUUGUCCUGCUGAACCCUAUGAUUCCUACCUCCAGUGCAGGCCAGAACAGUGCGGGUCCCUGGAAGUGCCCUCAGCUGAGCCAGCAGGGAGGAGCCCCAACCUUUUUAAGUCACCAGCACACAAUCCUCUCUCGGAAAACACCCAAGGUUCUGAAAAAAUAAAGGAAAAUGAAUUCAACGGCUGUAGGUCCGCAUCAUCCGUUGGGACCCCUCAUCACAUCACCCCGCCACUGCUACCUCGAAAAACAAGGCCUCUUCAGAAGAGUGGAGAUGAGUCCUCUGAAGAGGAAGAAGGGGAAGUAGAUAGUGAAGUUGAAUUUCCACGAAGACAGAGGCCCCAUCGCUGUCUCAGCAGCUGCCGGUCAUACUCAACCUUCAGCUCCGAGAACUUCUCCGUGUCUGAUGGAGAGGAGGGAAAUACCAGUGACCACUCGAACAGCCCCGAUGAGCUGGCUCAGAAACUUGAAGACCGCCUAGCGGAGAAGCUGGACGACCUGCUCUCCCAGACGCCAGAGAUCCCCAUCGAGAUCUCCUCGCAUUCGGACGGGCUUUCGGACAAGGAGUGCGCUGUGCGCCGCGUGAAGACGCAGAUGUCCCUGGGCAAGCUGUGCGUGGAGGAACGUGGCUAUGAGAAUCCUAUGCAGUUUGAAGACUCGGACUGUGACUCUUCAGAUGGAGAGUGUUCUGAUGCCACCGUCAGGACCAAUAAGCGCUACAGCUCUGCUACUUGGUAAUGAGAGACUGCCCACAGAAGAGCUCGUGACUAUCCUGGCAUUUCAAGUCCAUCCCACCCCCUCUGACUCUUCCCACUCUCUCCCUGCUUUUUUGUCUGGGAAGAGAGCUGCCCUAUCUUUCUUACCCCUAGAAAUGAGCUGCAAUAACAGGAAAUUGAGACUUUGCAAAUCUCUGGAAAAAAUAUCCAAAUGAAAUUAAGUCUCACUGAACAUUUCAAUCAAGAAUGGCAGGGAUCUAUUUUAUUGAAUAUUCUAGCUACUGUAACAUUGAUAUUUAUUUUUGUUUGACAUUUUAACACUUUGUACUGUAAAGAGUGAACUAUAUGAUAUAUAGAAAGACAAUAAUUUCUUGCUAAAAAAAAAAAAGAGAGAGUGAGAGAGAGAGAGAGAGAGAAAGGAAGAAAGAAAGAAGUGGAAUCUAGGAGCAACAUCCUUGGGAAUUUGUGGGGCCAGGAGGUUUUAUUGCUACUUGAACAGGGGACCAAUUCUUUUGGCCAUAAGUGACUGAAGAAGAGCCAGAGCAAGACAUAUUGAGCAUUUUAGAAAAUGCUUUUCCUUCAGCAAAAGGAAAGCAAGUUUAGAUAACUGGUGACAGACUACAUUAAGUUCAGCCCACUUGUCCAGAUGGCUAAUGGAAAUGACCUAGAAAAGUUGGGUCACCAGAUUCUUGUGUCCAGAGUCUUUGAGAGCAUGUGCUUCCUCUAGGAGGAAAAGGAAAGCUGAUUGUGGACACUGAUUUCAGUUUUAAAAUUUUAAGCAGUAUUUGAUAGUGAGACUUAUAGUGUCAAACCUUAUCCUUGACAAAUACUUCCCUUUUAAUGCUGUCAUUGUCAUUUCUUUGACCAAUGUGUUGACGUGUCAGACUCAAGUGCCAUUUUCUUCUAGUUUUUUCCUUUUCACCUGUUGACCACUUCCUUCAGGAGUAAUGGGGGGUAGACUGAGGCAGAGAGCAGGGCAAGAGAAAAAAGAAAAUCUACAACAGUGUUGGAAAAGCAAACAUGGAAUUUGUGAAAGUACUCAGAAUGUCUCAGUUCAGCCACCGGGAGAAGAUGGGACCCUCCCUCUGUGGAACCACGUUGCUUGUCUCCUAGCCAGACUGGUGCAAACUGGACAGACUUUGAAGACAGUUAGACAUGUGUGAGUCUGUCCCAGGUCCGGUCCCGAAGUGUCCCCUCGGUUUUUUAUUCACUAACUCUUUCUAUCUUGGAAAUUUAGUGACUGAUUACAACUAUCAUAGUAAAGGCAAACUAGACAACUUGCAAAAGGCAACCUCUCUUCCACCCCAGUAGCAUCUUUGUAAAAUGCUACUUGUACAAAUGUAUUUUACCUCCCUUUGGAUCAAUGCAGUUUUGAAUAAUUGGAUUUAAAAACUUACGGAAAGAACAGCUUCUGCUGAGCAGCAACUGGAAAGAUUUCACAUUGUCCAGAGCAUGAGGCCCCCUCAUGUCUCCAGGGUCAUGAGCUCUGCAAAGCAUCCCAGGGUACUUCACAGUGCCUUGACUUGAAGGAAGUAUUUUUAGCUAGAGUUUGGUACAAAAAUAGAUGUUGGCCUAGUUGCCAUCUCUGUCUUCAAGGUAGGUUACUGUCAAACAACCUCUUGAGGCUCAACACCUCACAAGAUGGCUGUUCUCCUUGACAGUGACUCACCUGGACAUUAGGAAAGACUUACACAUACAGGUAUUAGACCAUCUCCGGUGUGGAUGAAAAUGUGGCCCUCUGCCGGGGCUCACUGAUUGCAUCAGCCAAAAAGGAAAGGCUGGAGGGAACAGAGUGUGGUUCCUGGCUUGUUCGAUCCCUCCAUUUGUUUACAUUUUAUGUUGAGACAGUGAUUUAAAUUUUCGUGUUAUAGCUCUUAGGUAGGAUGAAGGAAACUGUUUAACUUAUACGGAGAGCAGUAUUGUUUGCAUUAAAUUAUUCCCUUUUGUAUAAAUUCUGUAGCUGGACUACAUGAAAGAUCUUAAGUUAUGGCAUUCUUAUCAUUGUUAUUUUGUUUUAUAAUAAUUACUAUCAUUCUCAUUUUCUGUCGAUCAGAAGGUGUGGUUUAUGGUGCAGCACAAUGAUUGUGUUUAUUGCUAACCAUGAAUUAUUAUGGAUUUUUAUGAUUUCUGUGAAGGAAUGAAAAUGGACUGCUCUUUGGGAACUCCUGGUAUCCGUGCUAGUUGUAUCCCCUAUUUUCUGUGUACAACAACAAUCACCGGAUGCGUCUUCUGCCCUGGAGCCUAAUGGAUACGUUACGAUUUUGACUUGAUCAUGAAAUAUCCUGGGUGGACAGAUAGGACUGAGUGGUUGGAUGGACAAGCAUUUCAAAGCUGUAAACUUCUUAAAGUUUCUUAAGAAAUAAAAUCAUGGACUACAUUAGAAGCAAAAGGAGCAUGAUUUAAUGCCCUGAGAGGAACAGACUUAGAGAGUUUCUGUCUAGGGCCCUUGGGUUAGAUAGCUUGAAGAACUGAAGGCACAGUCUAUAAUCUCCUUCCUGCCAGAGCUCACAGAAUCAACCAUUUUUCUCCUAAUUUGGGUGGCAGGGUGAUGCAAACAAAAGGAAAAUAACGCACACAUACAUACACACAUAUUUAUGGCAGAACAUAAAAUGCCUGGCUGGAAUGACAGCCUGCGACAAAAUCAGAAAGAUUCUAGGAUGUGGCCUAGUGACUUAGAGGGUCUUACUAGAGCUGGAAAAGUGUCUUGAAAGGCCGUAUUUCUACCCUUGGACUUCAGACCGCCCUGCACCAUGACUGUCUCUGUUUCACUGCGGCUAGGAAGAGAGAGGCUAAAUUCUCUAUCCUCUUUAUCUCCAGCUUUUAUAAAAUACUGACACUUCAGCAUGUCCAAUUCUUGGCCACCUGUAGUACCAAAAGAGAAACAUGAGUGUCCAUGUCUGUCUUACACCUUUCCAUCUUCCUCGAAAAUCCACACCUGAUACCUGAUAACCUGGAAAGUUUCGAAUUCCUGUCUUGACUAUCAUGAAAAUGUCAUAUACCUUAUGUGAAUUAACUGCUAUGAGCAUGUUGGGGGAGGAGACACUGUUGAGUCUUCUUCAAUCUGUGUCCUCAAGAGUUGGCUAAAAUUCCACAUUACAUAUUUUUAUUUUCAUUUUUUAGAAUAAGUGACUGAAUAGAGACUUCAGAGAAUAACAGCAACCUCAGUCUAGGUUAAAAGAGAAAUGCCUUCUGUACCCCAGCCUUGCCCUUCACCGCCUGCCUUGAGAUAGCCAGGAAGAUUUUGAAUUGGUACAUUGGUUUCUUGAGAAAAUUCCAGUCACUUAAAGAGUGUUGAGUCAGGAGCUCAGGGAAUUUAAGAACUGAGUCUUCAGUUCUGACAGCUGUGCAACAAUGCUUUUAAAAAACCUCACAGGACUGUGAUUUCAAGCUUCAUUGUCGAUGGAAAGUUCCACCUCUUUGGGAUGAAUGUCCACAUUCAUUUAGCAUCUGUUUUUGAUAGACUGCAAGAUAAUGAGUUUUAAUGUGUGUUUCAGAUGAGCACCAUCUAUUUCUAGAUCGUGUCCUCUGAAUAACAAUUCCUCCUAAAAUUGCUUAGCAGAACUGUGAAGCCCGCAUACAAUUUGAAUUAUACGAGCUCUUCCUAUUAGUAAAAUUUAGAAUUGUUUGCAAAACUGUGGGGAGUUCUGCUUAGAGAGGUAGAGAUGCCAGCUUGGCCAUCUGGUCUAGCCUGCCUGGAUUUCAGCUAUUUUAAAACUUCAGGAUCAAUAAAUCCAUCUUUUUAGAAUUAAGUAUUUUAAAAUAGGACUUCAUACUACUGGACAUUCAUUUCAGAGCCUCAGUUUGCUAAAUUUCCCUCUGAACCUGACAUAAUAGAUUUGAUAACGUUAAAUGCCCUUCCCCGCUGACAUCCUUGGCGUGAAUGCACCCUUCCUGAGCAGAUGGUUUAGCAGUUUUUUCCAUGUCCUGUGUUUCAACUUUUCCCACUUUUCUUAAAAUAUUACAUCUUGAGCUUUCUGAAAUUGAUCUCCAAAGUGAAAUAUAAUAUUCCAAGGAGCUCCCGCCCUGCUCUGUGGUAUAUAGUGUGCUUUUUGUUUUUCCGUCUACAGUCUCCACCAUAAUCACCCAAGACUGAGGUUAUUGAUCACCAUAGCCUUUCCAGUUGAGCCUGGGCAUUCCAGAACCUCUCACGACUCAACACUUGGAGCACCAAUUUGAUUGGAAUUGUGGUGCCAGGGAGGUUUGCCAUUCUGCUUCUAAACACAUAGUUUUCUAAAGGUGGUUUGAGAUCUUGUGUGAUAACUCACAGGAGAACGAAGGGAUUACAUUGGGGGUCUCUGAAUGGACCCCACCCUCUGGCUGCCAGGUGGCAACACACCUGCCUCCACCCACUGCCCUUUGGAAGUGCACUUCCCACUGAGUAAUCUCCCAUCAUUGAUGGACUGAACUCCAACAUGUCUUUUCAUUUCCCUCAUUUCAUUGUAUUAAAUGAGCACGUUCAUUCCUCACCUGCUAUAAACAGAAAGUUAAUAUGUGAAGUCCCAGUCACUUGCUUCUUCCUUAGUCUCUGUACCAAAACAAUGUGUGACAUUCUUUUCAAGAUAUGGACUUGUACUGUCAGAAUGCAUUUAGUGCCUUUACAGGCAGCAAGAUUUGUCUUCUUUGCUGAUUUCAUAGAAUAAAUGUCCGAGUAUGAGUACACCACCAGUUACCCACUUCACCUAAGAAUCACAGUAGUCUGCCUGUCUGCAUGUCACAGCCAAUACUGCAAGCUUAUAUUCGAGUUGGAAUGAGCUAGACUGCCAAGUAGAGGGCCCUGUGGGAGCUGGAACAUUUCUCAGGGACAGGUGGCAGAAGAGGGGAGCGCUGAUACCACUGUUCUGAGAAACAGGGUUGGUCACAUGACCACAGCAUGAUGGCAGUUUCACACAGAACCAAGCCCCCUUCCAGUUGAAUCCCAGGCCUUCUCUCUUCACAGUGCUCAGGAAUGCCAACUCCUGGCUGCAGGCUGCUGUCAAGAGACCAGGCAGAAUGAUCUAGCAGAAUGCUAGCCAGAGGGGUCCCCAGCCAGAAUGUCAGAGCCAGGAAGAUGUCCCAGGAGGCUAACCCCUCCUCAGUGACUGCUCAGACUCUGCAGGUAGGAAGAUCCACUCUGAUUCUGUAUUGCAAUAAUUUGAGUUCCUCUCAAUUUGGGGCAAAUUAACUUUUUGUGUGGUUAAAUCUUAAAGUGGACCCCUUCAUGUCUUCCCUGUCAUCCCGGGACUGGUGGUUCCCCCAUGCCCUGUGUGGGUUUUUGACGGGGCAUCCACUGUGUAUUUGUACAGCCAUGGGAACAAGAACGACUAUCAAAGAAAAUGCAUGGAAUUAAACAAAAAGUGUACUUUA
Messenger RNA from Condylura cristata (star-nosed mole), 8556 nucleotides. RefSeq names its product mitogen-activated protein kinase kinase kinase 13 (gene MAP3K13). NCBI's taxonomy places the organism in Eukaryota, Metazoa, Chordata, Mammalia, Eulipotyphla, Talpidae. The record is from RefSeq and is a predicted model, not a curated record. Bases 335 to 3235 code for a protein of 966 amino acids. Gene Ontology annotation, molecular function: ATP binding; protein homodimerization activity; JUN kinase kinase kinase activity. The transcript is spliced from 14 exons. Gene Ontology annotation, biological process: protein autophosphorylation; JNK cascade.